CUUUUGAAUCAUUUUUUAAUAUUAUUUCAUGGUUGGUUUACAUGAACUGGAUCAAGCCACUGAGCUUGACAUCAUGCUAACUCGUAUGCAAGAACUAGUCAUCCAAUUUAUUAAACAAGGACAGGAUGAAAUUACACCCGUUGUCAAAUAUCGUUCACCCGAAGAACUGUACAAGGCCAUGGAUUUCCACUUACCUUUGAAAGGAACAGGUAUCGAAGGCACUUUUGAUCUCGUUAAGUCUACGUUGGAAUAUAGUGUCAAUUCAUGGAAUCCUCGCUUCAUGGACAAAUUGUAUGCGGGUACCAACCCCAUUGGUGUCAUUGCCGAACUUUUAUUGGCCGUCUUGAACAGCAAUGUCCAUGUCUACCAAGUCUCACCCGUCUUGACACUCAUGGAAAUAUCUGUCACCAAAGCCGUAGCCAGUCUUUUAGACAUGGGCGAGAAUGGCGGUGGAUUGUUAUGUCCUGGUGGCUCAGCAUCCAAUUUAUUGGCUUUGGUGACAGCCCGUAAUCACUUAUUCCCAUCCAUCAAAUCAGAAGGAUAUUUCCCACGUCCAUUUAACCCUGCAUCUGCAUACGGUAAACUGAUCGUCUUUACUUCUCUUCAUAGUCAUUACAGUAUCGAUAAAUCGGCUCAAGUCAUGGGCCUGGGUACAAACAAUAUUGUCAAAGUACCCGUUGAUGCCAUCGGCCGUAUGAAGGUGGAUGAAUUAGAGCGCUUGAUCAAGUUGAGUAUCGAAAAGGGUGAAACUCCCUUUUUUAUCAACGCAACAGCAGGAACAACCGUGUUGGGUGCUUUUGAUCCUAUUCGAGCUAUUUCAGGUAUUGCGAAAAGAUACAAGUGUUGGCUUCAUGUGGAUGGAUCAUGGGGAGGCACAGCAGUAUUUUCAGACCGUGUGAAAGAAGAGAAAGAUUGGUUUGAUGGAUCUGGUUUAGCGGAUACUUUUACUUUGAAUCCACAUAAACUCUUGGGUGUUCCUUUACAGUGUUCCAUGUUGGUCACACCACACAAGGCCCAUUUACUCUUUGCACAAGCCAAUUCUUUAAAAGCAGAUUAUCUUUUCCAUGGCAACCCCUAUGACUUGGGUGCAGGUACCAUCGGGUGUGGACGUCGUCCUGAUGCGGCCAAAGUAUUUCUGGCAUGGAAAUUCUAUGGUCAGCAAGGUCUAGGAGAUCGCGUGGAUAAAGCAAUAAAGACAGCACAAAGAUUUACAAACAUGGUACGAGAACGACCUCAUUUCAAGUUGGUGAUGGAUCCUAGUCCGUUCUUGCAAGUAUGUUUCUGGUUCAUACCUCCAAAGGUAACCGUAGAUAUAUCGCAUAUCACGCGAGAAUUACAUCGACGCGUGAACCAGUCUGGCGAAUUCUUGGUGGAUCAUGCACCGUUGCAAGGUGUGCCUGAUUUCUUCCGUAUUGUCAUUAACGCACCCACUGUUCAUUUACGUGAUCUUGAAAGACUCCUGGUUUCCAUUGAGGAGGCCAAUGCAUCUAUAGACUGGGAAACAAUAAAUAUCACUUGACCCUAACCAACCUAUUUUCUCCUUCAUCUAUUAUUAUUUAAAAAAGGC
Mucor mucedo is the source of this 1567-nucleotide messenger RNA. Its product is annotated as pyridoxal phosphate-dependent transferase. The coding region runs from base 29 to 1519 and encodes 496 amino acids. Gene Ontology annotation, cellular component: cytoplasm. The transcript has 6 exons. The record is from RefSeq and is a predicted model, not a curated record. Lineage: Eukaryota; Fungi; Mucoromycota; Mucoromycetes; Mucorales; Mucoraceae. Gene Ontology annotation, biological process: carboxylic acid metabolic process. Gene Ontology annotation, molecular function: carboxy-lyase activity; pyridoxal phosphate binding.